CUCCCGCUUUCUGGAUUUAGGACUACAACUCCCAGGCGCCUUUGCGGCGCAUUAGCCCUCCCCCCUAUUUCCAUCCCAUAAGCCCAGGUAACCGCGUUGCAUUGUGGGAUAACGACAUCAAAAUGGACAACUCCCGGGAUGCUCCAGGAAAAGCUAGCAGAUGGUUUGGCGUUACGCCAUCUAAAUCUGUGAAGAUGAAUAUGAAUAUCCUUCAUCAAGAAGAAUUGAUAGCACAAAAAAAGAAAGAAAUUGAGGCCAAAAUGGAGCAGCAAGCAAAACGGAAUCACUUGGCCAGCCAACAACCCCCUCGGCUCAAUGAAGAUGAAAGUUGUGAAAGCGAAGCCUCUGUUUCAAACAAAUUUGCCAACGACGGCAGCUUUCUCCAGCAGUUUCUUAAGCUGCAGAAGGAAAAAUCAAGUACUGAAACUUCGCCAAGUUCUGGCAACAUUUCUGCAAACACCUCUGCUUCAAGCACCGGAAAGAAACCCAUCCUGAUCGGGAAACGUUCCAGCUUGGGCACAAGCAGCAUGGUGAACCAAGUGAAGAAUUACUCCCAUUCCAAACAGAUGCCAGUUGCUAACCGCCUCAGUGUGUUUCAGUCACCAGAUGAUGAAGAGGAGGAGGAUUAUGAGCAAUGGUUGGAAAUUAAAAUUUUACCCCCAGAGGAUGCAGAGACCCGGAAAGUGGUGGAAAAGCUGGCUAGGUUCGUGGCCGAAGGGGGACCAGAAUUAGAAAAGGUCGCUAUGGAAGACUACAAGGAUAAUCCAGCAUUUUCAUUUUUACAUGAUAAGAACAGCAGGGAAUUCCUCUACUACAGAAAGAAAGUAGCAGAGAUGAAAAAAGAGAAUCAGAGUUUGCAGACGUCCUCUUGUCAGAAAGUUUCACCCCCAGAGGAGGAAGAGACCAAGAACUUUGCUGAGAAGCUGGCCAGGUUCAUAGCAGACGGGGGUCCAGAGGUGGAAGCUAUUGCCUUGCAGAACAACCGAGAGAACCAUGCUUUCAGGUUUUUAUAUGAACCAAACAGCAAAGGCUACAAGUAUUACCGGCAGAAGCUGGAGGAGUUCCGUAAGGCCAAGAACAACUCCAUAGGGACACCUUUUGUGCCGGAACCCAGCCUGAAACACAAGAGCAUUCCUGAGGCCACACCAUCAUCGUCAUCCUCUCCAGCUUCCUCUAAACAGCCGGCUGCAGCUGCUUCUAAAAAGAGGAGGAAGAGCAGAUGGGGGCCAGAGGAGGAAAAGGUUGACUUGCCCCCCCCAGAGCUUGCCCAGCAGGAGCUGAACUCUUCUCCCUCCCCAUUAUCAGUUCAGGACCUCAAGGGUCUUGGUUAUGAAAAAGGGAAACCGGUUGGACUGGUGGGUGUGACAGAGCUCUCUGAUGCGCAGAAGAAACAGCUGAAGGAGCAGCAGGAGAUGCAGCAGAUGUAUGACAUGAUCAUGAAACACAAGCGAGCCAUGCAGGAAAUGCAGGUGAUGUGGGAAAAGGCGGUUCAGCAGCACCAGCAUGAUUACGACAGCGAUGAGGAGGUAGACAAUGAACUGGGGACAUGGGAACAUCAGCUUCGACGCAUGGAAAUGGACAAGACACGAGAGUGGGCCGAGCAACUGACUCAGAUGGGCAGAGGGAAGCAUUUCAUCGGAGACUUCCUGCCACCUGAUGAGCUGGAGAAAUUCAUGGAGACGUUCAAGGCAUUAAAGGAAGGUCGUGAACCAGAUUAUUCUGAGUACAAGGAAUUCAAACUGACCGUGGAGAAUAUAGGUUACCAAAUGCUGAUGAAGAUGGGCUGGAAGGAGGGUGAUGGGCUUGGCUCCGAUGGACAGGGAAUUAAAAAUCCAGUCAGCAAGGGUACCACUGCAGUGGAUGGAGCUGGGUUUGGGAUUGAUCGUCCCGCCGAGCUAUCAAAGGAAGAUGACGAGUAUGAGGCGUUCCGUAAAAGAAUGAUGUUGGCCUACAGGUUCCGACCCAACCCUUUGAACAAUCCGAGGCGACCUUACUACUGAUAGUGUUUUCAGGACAAAGUAUUUUCAAUACUGUUGUAAUUUUACUGUGAAAUGUUACAAAACUGCAUUAUCAUCCUUUUUUUGCAAAUGUUGUAAAAUCUAUUAAAGUCAGAGUGACAUCUUUCACCCAGAACAAAGGCCUAGAAGCCCCACUCACUGUACACUUGAGUGCCAUGACAACUGCAUCAGAACAAGGCCUGGGAUGGUAUUCAAAAGGAGAAGAGAGCAGGUGAGAACGGAGGUUUUUAUACAGUGCUCUCCUGUGCAGAAGGGGAGCACUAAAGAUACUAAUGGGAAUAGUUCAGGGAUUCCAUUGGUUUAUUGCUCAGUGCCAUGUUACUUGCCAAGAAAUACAUUUUUUGUGGUUUUUGCAUUCACUGCUCAGAUAUGCAGCCUAUGCUGCCUUGGCCGUAGCUUUAUUAAAAAUAUAUAUGAGGCAGCCCCCUUUACCCCAAAAGGUGAGUAUCAGUUAGUUGACUAGCCUUUUCCCCUGAAGUUCUGAGUUCAAAUCCUGUAUUAAGUCCCAAGUAUAAAGAGUCUGGCCUCCAGCUGAAACUGCAUACCCAGUGCCUAUUUGUUUAAUCUCUGCUUGGUAGAAGACACAGUCUUGAGCAAUGCACAGAGCUGCACUGUGGGGGAUUGAGGCCUGCUGGGGAAAUUUGCCGAGUGCCAGUUCCAUCAGUCUCUUACUUUCCUGAACGCUAAAUUCACACACAACUUUCAGCAAAACAAGAGGCCCACCGAUCCUUUCUGUGGAUGUGGGUGGCAGAGAACCAGGCCUUCAAACCUCAGUUAUUAAAGGCCAGUGGAUUUUUAUUGGUCUGUGAAACACCGCUGCAUUGCAACUCUCCUCUGCUCUGGCUGUAAACAAACUCACACCCAUCCGCCCCCCAGCUUUUUAUCACAGACUGAUCAGAAACAGUGGCCUUGCCACAGGUUUUUGUGGGUGGACAUAUAGCCCCAUGGUGGGAUUCUUUCAAAACAUCUCAAAUUGUAAGAUUUUUUUUUCCCCUCCCAAUGUUUGUUGUUUGCCCCUUCUGCCCUGAUACCAAAAUCUUACCGUUUAGUAUGUGAUUCACUUUUUUGUUAACCUUUCUCAAUGAUGUAGAGUUAAUGGCUUGGCUUUCAAUAAAAAAUGAAAACAGA
Mauremys mutica (yellowpond turtle) is the source of this 3146-nucleotide messenger RNA. It is a transcript of the gene SUGP1, whose product is annotated as SURP and G-patch domain containing 1. The transcript has 14 exons. Gene Ontology annotation, cellular component: nucleoplasm. Gene Ontology annotation, molecular function: RNA binding. Gene Ontology annotation, biological process: RNA processing. Bases 123 to 2000 code for a protein of 625 amino acids. The record is from RefSeq and is a predicted model, not a curated record. NCBI's taxonomy places the organism in Eukaryota, Metazoa, Chordata, Testudines, Geoemydidae.